CGUCGACGUCCGAAAGCUGCAGACAUAACAGCAAACAUGUCCGUUCCAAGAUUACUGGCGCAGGUCUUCUUCCUGGGGUCACAGAUCGUCGGGAAGGCCUUCAUGGAGGCGGGCCGGCAGGCUGUCCGAAAUGCCAGAGCUGGGAGGGUAGAAGCGGGAGCAGCGGCGGCCGGAAGUGCCACAACAGGAAACAGCGCGACAGACAUGCUGACCCGGACGCAUCGAAUGACACUGGACGAAGCGCGGCUAAUUCUCAAUCUUGGAAAGCAAAAGGCGACAACGGAUGUCGGAGCAGAGAAGGAGGUGCUGCUGAAGAACUACGAACACCUGUUCGCGACGAAUGCGCCACCGGCGCCAAAGGGGAAGCAGGGUGGAGGACAGGGCAGCUUCUACAUCCAAUCCAAGGUCGUCAGGGCAAGGGAAAGAAUCGAGGCGGAGUGGAAGGAAGCAGCAAAGAGAAUGCAGCAGCAGACCGCUGAGCAACAACAACAGCCCCCGCCGCCACCGUCAGGAAGCGCAAGCGAAGCUAAAGGUCCGGAUGCCCCGCACUAAUGUCUCUUCUUUCUGCUACGUAGAGACGACAGAGCGGGGGAACAUGGAGCCGAAGAAUCACGACUUGUAUCACUCAUUGCAGCAGGACUUUCACCACUUUUUCAGUUCGAUCGAUAAUCAAUGCGUCAGACCUUCUACGUUUGUUGUGUGAUAUCAUAUAAUCUCACAAGAGACAGCACCUUGGGCUUGAGAGGCAUAAUCUCUCAACUCACGUCCUGCCGUCCUAGGUCAAGCACGACUUCAUGGGACCGCAUUUGCUCUACGAUGC
This is a messenger RNA of Acaromyces ingoldii, 820 nucleotides long. Its product is annotated as protein transporter. The record is from RefSeq and is a predicted model, not a curated record. NCBI's taxonomy places the organism in Eukaryota, Fungi, Basidiomycota, Exobasidiomycetes, Exobasidiales, Cryptobasidiaceae. Gene Ontology annotation, cellular component: TIM23 mitochondrial import inner membrane translocase complex. The coding region runs from base 37 to 552 and encodes 171 amino acids. The transcript is spliced from 4 exons. Gene Ontology annotation, biological process: protein import into mitochondrial matrix.